This is a messenger RNA of Aureobasidium uvarum, 1971 nucleotides long. The record is from the annotation of a GenBank genome assembly. Lineage: Eukaryota; Fungi; Ascomycota; Dothideomycetes; Dothideales; Saccotheciaceae.
UGUACGAGUGCCACUACCACACCCAUGGCUGACCCUACCAACGACCCUUCUGCCAUGCACGUCGACCCCGACGACGGGAGAGUGGCUGCCAGCCAGUCCGCGCCGCCGCUGCCGUCAAUUCACACUCGUCAGCCCUCGGUCUCUUCUACUCCUUCUACCCUGCCGUCCUCGUCCUUCACCUCGAACGCGCUGGCCUUCCGACACAACCACGCUGCCAGCGCCGGCCUCCAGAUCAGGACCGACAUCCCGUCAGCCUUUGCUAAUCGCAAGCUGUCGACCAGUCAGCAGGAACUCCCCGACUCGUUUCGCUCAAGCCACACGGCCGCCUCUCCUCUGCUGACACCAGCACUGCGCCAUAAUCUGUCUACCUCCAGCUUGAGUCCCAAUUCCGCUCUUGCCUCGCCCGCCCUGGCUGCCAUGCUCGAUAUCACUCCCCUACCUUCGCCCAUCAUGCUCAACGACCCCAGCUCUCCUGGCCCGUGGAAGCGGAUACGAAGCGGCCAUUUCGAUACCUCAAUGAGACCACCCUCGAGACUCGGCUCUUCUCCCCCGACGACGAGUAUGUUAUCCUCAAUGGCUCCACCACCCGGCUCGCCGCCCAAGAAAAAGAAGGGAUAUGGAAGUUUGGUACACGCCGCUGUCGAGGGUCAACACGUCCAAGGCAUCGAUCUGGUCAUGCGCAAGCAGCACAACCGCAACCGCAGCAUUAGUGACUUUGUGCCCGAAGCCAUGCACAACGUGAGGCCGAGGAAUGUCACGGUUGGGCCUGCAGGUCUGCACAUUACGACCACUCCACCAAAUGAGCAGCCAAUGCAGAGGGAGCAUUACCUCGCUCAGCAGCGUGGCUAUGUACAGCCGUCGGCCUCUUCGGACAAUGAGCGAAGGACUCCCGAUCACUCGCAUACUCAGUCCACGAUGAGAGCUUCAGUCGACUCUGCAAAGGUUCUGCCAUCACCACCUCCUUCGAGUAAGGGUAUGUUGGAAGCAGAGAGAGAAGACACAGAGAUGCAGAGUGUGGGUGGGGCAGAGGACCCCGACGUCGAGUACUUCACUGUUCGCUCAGCGCAUGAAGACCACAAGCGUAGAUGGCGUUCAGUACGAACUCUCGGCCAGGGUACUUUCAGCAAGGUCAUGCUGGCCACAUCACAACAACUGCCAUCGGGUACGCCAUAUGAUGAGAAGAACUUGAACCCGCGAAAACUGGUUGCCGUCAAGAUUGUCGAACAUGGUCCAGCUGGAGGUGCUGACGAAGAGCGAAUCGAAGUCUCUCUGAAACGAGAAGUCGACAUCCUGAAGAGCGUGUCACAUCCCUCGAUUGUGCAGCUCAAAGCACUCGAGUACACAGAUGAACGAGCUCUGCUUGUUCUGAGUUACUGUCCAGGAGGUGACUUGUUCGAAUUGGCCAGUGAACACCGCAACAUUCUACAGCCCAACCUGGUCCAACGCAUGUUCGCUGAACUGAACCCCCAAACGCAUCCUUACCCGCUGAUCUGCCUUACCGAUCUCGGUCUCUCCCGCCGCAUUCCCGCUCCACCAGCCUCGCCCCUCCUUACAACCCGCUGCGGCAGCGAAGACUACGCUGCCCCUGAGAUUCUGCUCGGUCAACCUUACGACGGCCGCAGUACAGACGGCUGGGCCCUGGGUGUUCUUCUAUAUGCCUUGAUGGAAGGCCGUUUACCAUUCGACUGCCCACCAGGCAAACCAGAAAGAUCACGACCUUCACACCGCAUAGCCCGUGCAGACUGGAUGUGGUGCAAAUUUGGUGACGAGGAUGGAGAAUGGGAUGACAAGAGAAACGAUACCAAAGAGUUCAAGGGAUGGGAGGGAGCAAAGGGUGUCGUCGAAGGCUUGCUCAAGAAGGUCAGGAUGGGAAGGAAGGCGUUGGCGGACAUUGAAGAAAUGGAAUGGGUCAAGGACGGGAUACAGGCUGAGGGCGGUUUAAUGGCUUUUGAUGACAUUGAGCCGUUAUGA